This is a messenger RNA of Anisakis simplex (herring worm), 744 nucleotides long. The record is from the annotation of a GenBank genome assembly. NCBI's taxonomy places the organism in Eukaryota, Metazoa, Nematoda, Chromadorea, Rhabditida, Anisakidae.
AUUUUCCAGAAAAUAGUUUUUGGAAUUUCAGAUUGGUUCGUAAAAGUUUUGUUGGCUUUUUCGAUGUACACGAACGGGAAAGCAGUGCUCCGAACUGAGAAGGGUGGUAAUCAGAUACAUUGUCUGCAUGGAAUGCGGGUGAUGAGUAUGUUUUGGAUUAUAUUGGGACAUACCUACUAUUAUAUUGUGGCGAGUUUGACUGUGGAUAAUUUGCUACCGACCCUGAUUGCGUUUCCACAGAAGUUUUUGAAUUUGAUUAUUGUGCAAGCGCCGCUGGCUGUAGACUCGUUCUUUUACCUGAGGUUGACGCCCACCUAUGUGGUGGUGAUGAUCUUGGACGUGACGUUGUUCACGUACAUAUCGGAUGGGCCGUUUUGGCGACCGAUUGAGUCGAAUUAUUGCCGUAAGAGUUGGUGGACGAACCUGAUCUACAUGAAUAAUUUUCUGCUGCAAGAUACGGAAACGUGUAUGGGCUGGACGUGGUACUUGGCGAACGACAUGCAGUUUCAUUUAUUUGCGCCCAUAUUCCUUAUUCUGCUGUUUAAGUCAUCCGUGCUCGGUAUUUUGGCGUGUUUGGGCGUAAUCGCUGCGUCAACAAUCACACAUCUGGCAGUGGUGCUCGCACAUGAUUAUCCGCCGGCGCCGCUUCUAACAGCCCAUUUGCAGAUGUUAGUGGCUUUUUUGCAGCCUUAUUCCUGGCUUUUGGGAAAGACAGUGAAAUUAUUCCCAGCUUUUGGGAAUUGA